Molecule: messenger RNA, 423 nt
Organism: Rhodotorula graminis WP1
Lineage: Eukaryota; Fungi; Basidiomycota; Microbotryomycetes; Sporidiobolales; Sporidiobolaceae
Exons: 2
Biological process (GO): protein import into peroxisome matrix, docking
Cellular component (GO): cytosol; peroxisomal membrane
Molecular function (GO): protein binding
Source: RefSeq, a predicted model, not a curated record
GUCGUCGACCCGGACGUGCAGGUCGGGCUCGGCGUCUUGUUCUACAGCAACAGCGAGUACGACAAGGCCAAGGACUGCUUCGAGGCGGCGCUCAGCGUCAGGCCCAACGACUUUACGCUCUGGAACCGCCUGGGCGCGACGCUCGCCAACUCGGGGCACCCCGAGACGGCCAUCGACGCGUACCGUCGCGCGCUCGACCUGCGCCCGACGUUUACGCGCGCGACGUACAACCUCGGCGUGUCGUGCCUCAACAUUGGGUGCUACCACGAGGCGGCCGAGCACUUGCUCGCGGCGCUCCAGGGGCAGAUGACGAGGGAGGAGGCUGGGCGCAAGGGCGUCGGUGCGGUGGGCGACCAGGACAUGGGGCGGGCGCCGGACGGGUCAGAGAACCUGUGGCACACGUUGAGGAGGGCCUUCCUGUGA